GAUAGGGUUCUUGCGGAGGUCUUGAUGGCGCUGGGGAGAGCGCUCGCCUCCGCCGCGAGGAAAGCUGCUGCCGAUUCCAUUCCAAGAUCCUACAUUGCGUCUCGAUCGGUGACAAGAUUUCGAGCUGCUGCCUCCGCCGCGGCGCAUUUCUCCAUCCCUUUCCACAAUGCGACCGCGCAAGCUCGUUUGGUCGCGAGAUUGAGCGCUGGAGGGAAUUUCACUUCGUUUGCGUUGUUUCAAGAUGAUGAAGGCACAUAGUGAUGUUUCCAGCGCCCCUAAAUGACACUGCAAUUUUUUUUACCUGCU
Messenger RNA from Selaginella moellendorffii, 306 nucleotides. RefSeq lists its product as uncharacterized. The record is from RefSeq and is a predicted model, not a curated record. Bases 25 to 258 code for a protein of 77 amino acids. NCBI's taxonomy places the organism in Eukaryota, Viridiplantae, Streptophyta, Lycopodiopsida, Selaginellales, Selaginellaceae. The transcript is spliced from 3 exons.